UUACGUCGCUUUUUCGGCCAGCGAAUCAAACAGCAAACAGCGAGCAUUCGAAACGGACAUUUGGCUUAACGGCUAACUCGAAGCUAUAAAUUGGACAUCAAAAUUGGAUUACAUAAAAUAAAUAACAAAAAUUCAACAAAGUGAACACGAAAAGUUAAUAACAAUUAUUUUGUAUGCCGGUUUCUUCUUGACAAGUUUGAUCCCAAGCCCCGACAUCAGCAACAGCGACCAGCAUGAAAGGCUGGUUCGACGCGUUUCGAGACGAUGGGGGACCAACGCUAUAUUCCUUCUCAAAUCGAACUCCCGUCACCGGAGAUGUCUCCAUAGUAGCCGUCUCGGUACUAUUUGCCACAUUCUAUGUGGCAUUUUUAGUCAUAUUUCCGGGUGUGAGAAAACAGAAGUUUACAACAUUUUCGACCGUCACACUGAGCCUUUUCGUGGGCCUAGUCAUACUAAUCACCCGGCUGGGCUCCGCGUGGCAUGUGGCACAUGCAACCAUCAUCGCGCCGUACAAAGCCUUCUCACGCGAGAAGCUCCCAGCGCGCAUCGGCACCCACAUUGGCCUCAUGCAUGUCAAUGUGACGCUGACGGCGAUUCCCAUUGGCAACUGGACCCCACCGGACAUUGACUACAAUGAGCGCUUCACCUGGGAGGGGGCCAACGACAUGAGCGCCAACUACCGCCACGCCCUCCAGCGGGGACUGCCCUUUCCCAUUUUGACCGUGGCCGAGUACUUCAGUUUGGGCCGCGAGGGAUUCUCGUGGGGUGGCCAGUACCGGGCCGCCGGAUACUUUGCGAGCAUUAUGCUCUGGGCCUCGCUGGCCUCGUGGCUCCUGAUGAACCUGCUGCUGAUAGCCGUUCCCCGAUACGGGGCCUAUAUGAAGGCCCUGACCGGAGCCCUUCUGGUCUGCACCACGGUGGGCUAUCAUUGCCUACUUCCGAAGCGACCUUUGUGUAUUUACCUCGAGGGCGGGCGCCUGGAGUUCCACUUCGGCUGGUGCUACUGGCUUGUUUUGGUGGCAGGUAUUCUCUGCUUCAUUGCGGGUGUUCUGAUCUCCAUAAUCGACCUGGUGUGGCCGCACACCUUCUCCACGGUGCUGGAGGUGUACUACGGCACCCCAUACGAUCGCCAUGUGAUCCUGGAGGAGUCCAGUGAUGUGCGGUAUCGCAAGCCGCGCAACAGUCGCAGCCUGGAGGAUCCACCAGGAUUGGGUUCCCGCAUCCUGCGGCGCCUCAGCUCCAAGGCUCGGGACUUGCAACCUGGCAUGGCCCCGCGUCGUGAUAGUCCCGCUGGAGUGUCGAGCAGUGGGGGAGUGGAGAACAAGGGAUUCCAGUCGGAUGCUCCGAAGAGUCCUUGGCGCUAUCCCUUCCGAAGGUCGCAGCAAAUUUCGCAGACACAGCACUCGCAUCCGCUGCACCAGCACCCGUUGCAGCAACAUCAUCAGCAUCAGCACCACCACCAGCAGCAGUUGCAGUUUGUGGGCGGACCGGUGGUGCAGCAGCAUCCCAUGCACCACAUGCAGCGCACCAUGUCGCAGGACUCGGGAUCCAGCAUCGCCUCGGCGACCGUGCAAAUCUCCCCGCUGCACAAGCAUGCUUUGUCGCGAAUGUUACCUAAUCCCCCAGUGGAGCGAAUUCGUGAUAUGGAUCACUGGUGAUUGCCAUUGGACAAACCAUAAAAAUCUACCAUUUUUAUUGGGCUAAAUUAAAUCUUGACUAAUUGGAAAUAAUUUUAAAGCAAAACAUGAAAACAAAACCAUUUGUGAUAAUUUCUUAACUUAAAACCAAUUCAACACAAAAUAGGAUGGAAAAUAUUUAAUAAUUGACAAGAUCACAUAUUUUUACCUUGAUUAAACGAAUAACGAAAACGAUGUUAAACUUAACUAUAACUUUAAUUAAAUUAUUUUAAAUGUUAAGCUAACCUUAUAAUAAUGAAUGACGAAUCAAAUUUAGGUUUAAACGUGUUUUUAGUGAUGUUUACUUGUGAUAAGAAAUCCUGCCACACACGCACACAAAAACAGACAAACACUAUAAAAGGACGAAGAAAAUCAGAUGUUUAUGUUUAAUGAGUAAUUUAUUAUUUGUAAUAUGAAUUCAAUGCCAGUGUCUAUAACGAAUAAGUUGAAAAAAAUGUGUAAAAUCCGCUUAAGUUUAAUGUGUAAGCUUGACAAUGUUUUAAAGCGAUAAGAUUGGAAAAAAAUACGAUGACCUAAAAGGCA
Molecule: messenger RNA, 2219 nt
Organism: Drosophila suzukii
Lineage: Eukaryota; Metazoa; Arthropoda; Insecta; Diptera; Drosophilidae
Gene: mol
Product: dual oxidase maturation factor 1 mol
Biological process (GO): protein transport
Cellular component (GO): endoplasmic reticulum membrane
Source: RefSeq, a predicted model, not a curated record